GAGGGUUACAGAUAAGCUAUAAUGUUUCUGGAAUAGCUUCUUCGCCUCGGAUUCAUUAAAUUUUCCGUCGCCCUGGGCCUGGGCAGCAACGACAGGGGAGAACUCGCAACUAUUACCCCAGAUUCCAUCGCCGCGGCUCCUUGUUUUCUCAUACGAUCACGCAUUCAGAAUUGAAGAAUUUGAAUCACGCAUUUAAUCAUGUCUGCGACGUCUGUUUACUGCGCCCCACCUAACCCCAGGAAGCGGGCUUCGGUUGCUUGUAACGGAUGUCGGGUUAAGAGAACAAAGUGCGAUGGCAGUCAGCCAAGACGCAGCGCAUGUUACGACCGUCAACAAGACUGCGAGUAUACCCAGGCUGAAAGCAACAGAAAACGACAUACUAAUGCAUACAUUAACGCGUUGGAAGCCCGUGUCGCCAGCUUGGAGAAGCAACUCGCCCAGCGAGAUGGUGAUGCUGGGUCACCAGAUUCUGCAAAGAACAGCAGCAACUGUGACCAUGAGGAAGUAGCUUUUGUGACCACUACCCGACCUCCUCAACCAGCCCCCAGCAGCGUCACAAGCGAAGAAGAGAUGGAUGAUCUCGCAAAUGCCCUUGGGUGCUUUACUCUGGGUGAGAUUGGAGAGCUGCGCUAUUUCGGCGCAUCCAGUAACUUUUCCAUCAUUCACAAUCACGCUAUCAAGGUGCCAUCCUCGAUCCAAGCCAGAAAUCGCGGCAUAGAGGCUGCCAAUAACAUGCCUGAUUUCAUCACGCCUUCUGAUGAGCUGCGCGACCACUUGCUCGAAAUAUUCUGGCGGUGGCAGAAUUCAUGGCAGUAUAUCGUCCCGAGAGAACUAUUUGUGCGCGACUUAUACGUUGAGAAAAAUGGACGUUACUGCACACCUUUGCUGAUGGCGGCAAUUCUAGCUAUGUCAUCGCGGUACUCUCCAAGACUGGAGCUUCGAACUGACCCCGAUGACGCCAACACGGCUGGCGAAGCAUUUGCGGCUCAAGCCAAGACCAUGCUUCAUUACGAAUCUGAAGCGCCGACGACAUCUACGGUUCAAGCAACAGCACUCCUUGGCCUGUACUGGGCGACUAUCGACAAUGAGGGUCUCGGAUUCAUGUACAUCGGUAUGGCGACAAGAAUGGCCAUGAACUUAGGGCUUCAUUGCAAUUGCUCGCCAUACGCUUCGAAAGGUCUGGUAUCGGAUGAUGAUGUCGAAGCGAGAAAUGUUACCUUCUGGGGCGUCUAUGUCCUAGAUAAGUUCUACUGUCUUGGCAUGGGCCGGCCUGCGAGUAUCCAAGAGUACAAUAUCACAACGACCAAACCAAAAGGGCUCGUCCAGCACAGUCCGUUUUUAUCUGACUACCAACUCAAGAUAUCAAGUCCCUUCUCAACCGCUCAUAUCAUGGAGAAUUCUAUGUACACCUGUGAGCUUUUGAUCGCUACAUCUGAAGUUAUCGAUCAGCUAUAUGCUCAGAGAUAUGCAUGGACAGACAAAGAAAGGGAGGAUCGAGUAAUGAAGGCCCAUCUACAAGCUGUUGGACUAUUUGACCGGCUGCCGAAAAGCUUGAAGAUCUCAAGUUCCAGUCUUCAAUGUUCGCCGCCAUACGUCUAUCAGUUUCAUUUGCAGUAUCAUCAUGCAAUAUUGCUACUCCACCGACCAUUCUUUCAGCUUCUCAAUCCUGGCAAGAGCUCUAUCGCCUAUGAUCCAGAAGGAGGAGAUAUCCACUCAAAGUCCUGCAGGGACUCAGCCGUCAAAAUGGCCAGAAUCUUACAGAUAUUCAGAAAGAAUUACACGAUGCGAUGUAUGCCGGUCUCAGCAGUCCAUCCAGCCUUCACCGCAGCAAUCAUUCAUCUUCUUCACAUCAAAUCAACAGGAAAUAGCGGUAGAAGCGAGGCUAUGAGAUGCCUUUACAUAUGCGUCAAAUCUCUGUACGAGAUGAAUUUGAACUGGAAUUGGGCCAACCGAUCCAUUCGGGCGAUCUUGUCGCUGGCUAGGGAAUGGGAGAUUGACAUUUGGGCGCAUGGCUUGGCACAAGAUAUUAACGAAGAGUGUCGAAGGCAAUUUGAACGGUAUGAAAUGGAUGACUUGGUUGUUUUCCAUGAUCAAGGUUCGGAUAGUAGCUUUGAGCACGUUUAUUCGCUGGACGAUAUCUUUGAGUCUUGGACGUAUGAUCAGUGUUUUGGAGAGUCAUCCCUUGACUUUUUUGUAUGAUGUCGGGAUUUACUUUGUAUUUAUUGUUAGUAUUUCUAGUCGGGCUUAUAUAGUUUAAUCCAGCGGAUAUUCAUUAUCCUGCUACCAACUUGAUUGAG
This is a messenger RNA of Fusarium redolens, 2297 nucleotides long. Its product is annotated as fungal-specific transcription factor domain-containing protein. Bases 199 to 2199 code for a protein of 666 amino acids. The record is from RefSeq and is a predicted model, not a curated record. Lineage: Eukaryota; Fungi; Ascomycota; Sordariomycetes; Hypocreales; Nectriaceae. Gene Ontology annotation, molecular function: zinc ion binding; DNA-binding transcription factor activity, RNA polymerase II-specific; DNA binding. Gene Ontology annotation, biological process: DNA-templated transcription; regulation of DNA-templated transcription. The transcript has 7 exons.